AUGUCUGCCCCCGACGACAUCGAGUCGGCCAUCCAGAAGCUGUACAAGCAGAUUGAGGUGGAGAAAAACAUCAUCCGCGGCACCAAGGCCGCCGCCCAGGCGUCCCAAGACUCGGCGUUCAAACUGCAGUGCCAGUCCAAGCUCACGGACAACCAGAAGAAUGUCAACUACCUGGAGAGCAAGAUGCGGGAGCUCAAGCUGAGAACCCGCCCCGAAGCCAUGGCCCCCGGCCCACACCCCACACAAAAACGAGCAAACUUCACCAAGCUCGAUCUCAUCAAGUACGACACGCCCUUCUUCGGCCCCCGGAUCCAGCAUAUGCUGCAGCAACUGGAGUUCAAGAUGAGCGUGGAGAAAAACUACAAGGAGGGCUUUGAGAACGCGCUACGGCUCUACCAGCGGGACCCCAAGAAGAUCCAGGAGAUUGAAAACAUGCGCAAGGAGUCGUUGCAGAAGAUGGGCCUGCUAAAGAAGUCGCUCAAGCGCUACCAGGACAUGCACAUUGAUAUUGACGACGCCAUUGACAGCGACAGCAUCAACGCCCCCAACAUUAGACGUCCUCUGUCGGGAAUCGUCACCAUCACCGUCCACGCCCUCCGAAACGUGGAACACAUUGCGUCGGUGCGUGGCAAGCGGCCCGAAACCAUGGUCACUGUUAAGUGCGAGGACAAGCUGGUGGGCCGAACCAAGCUGUCCCGAACCGAGCGGUGGAACGAUACCUUCCAGUUCCCCGUGGACAAGGCCAACGAGGUCGAGAUCAUCAUCUACGACCGAGACGGCGACCACUUCAAGCCCGUGGGUCUCCUGUGGCUCACAAUCAGCGACGUGGCAGAGGAGAUUCGACGGCGAAAGAACGGCCAGAAGCUCGCUGCAACAGGUUGGGUCGCGGCCUCCGAAACAGCUGCUGGCGGUCAUGCCGACCCUGCUUCGCGGGGAGGUGCCGCUGCCUCUGGUGCCACCGGUUCGGGUCUGCCUACCCUUGAGGCGCCCCAGAUUGACCGGCCAGUAUCUUCUGUGGUCAACUACGCAGGCCCCACCAUCGAGGAGUGGUUUGUAGUGGAGCCCGCAGGCCAGAUCUACCUAACUCUGGGCUUCGAGAAAACCAAUCGGGGCGUCAAGCGGCCCCACGAGCUGGGAGGACUGGGUCUGGGCCGUCAGAACGCCAUUCGAAAGAAGGAGGACGUGCACGAGAUCCACGGCCACAAGUUUGUGGCGCAGCAGUUCUACUCGAUCAUGCGGUGCGCCCUCUGUGGUGACUUUUUGAGUGGAGCGGGUUUUCAGUGUCAGGAUUGUCGGCUCACGUGCCACGGCAAGUGCUACUCCAAGGUGGUCACCAAGUGCAUCUCCAAGUCGUCCACCGAAACGGAUCCCGACGAGGAGAAGCUUAACCACCGAAUUCCUCACCGUUUCCAGGUCUUCACCAAUAAGUCUGCCAACUGGUGCUGCCAUUGCGGUUACAUUUUGCCCCUGGGCCGUAAGUCUGUGCGCAAAUGUGGCGAGUGUGGAGUCACUGCACACGUGCAGUGUGAGCACCUUGUGCCCGACUUUUGCGGUAUGUCCAUGGAGCGGGCAAAUCAGAUUCUCAGUGAGAUCAAGUCGACAAAGAUCCGACGGGCGUCCCAGCACCCCACUACGUCGACCUCGUCGUCCCAGCAGUCGACGCUGUACAGUGCCACUCCGUCGCACAUGCAUGUCAAUGCAGGAGACAGAGAUGGGAAUGGCUAUGGCGCCGGCAACAGCUCCGAUCGUCUGUCAUUGACCCCCGUCGAUACUAACAGUAGCAUUAAUAGUACUGCGACCAUGCGGGGCGAGCGAAAGAACACGGUGCGGCGCAAGGAGGUGGGUUCUGCUCCCUCUCUGCCUCCCAAGGAAGGCUCUGUGUCGUCGAGUGCAGCCUCUCUCGUUGGCAUUCCUCCUCCUGGAGUGCCUGCCCCUGGCCCUCCUUCUGCUGUCCCCGAUCGAGGACAGGCGUACCACCAGCAACGGUACGACCCCACAGCAUCGACUCUGGACCCAAGGGCCCGUCGAGAGUCGCAGGGUUAUGUGCUACCGACUUCUGCUUCGCCCAAGUCGCCUUCUCGGUCACCUCAGCAGCAGCAGUUUCAGUCGUCUCCCUCGCGCGACAGAGAGGAGCAGCCCCUGUAUCCGCCUCGAAACUCUUCUGUGGGCGAUAUCUACCCCAACAGAGAAUCCACACCCAGCCCGUCGCAGGUGCUGUCUCCUGUUGAGGACGAUGUGAAGAUGGAGGAUGAGGACGCGUUUGACAAGAGUAUCAUCAACAACGAGCCUGAAGCCUCAGACGCCUCCGUCAGCUACUCGCCUCCCAAGAGCAUGAUCAUUGACGAGCAGCACAAGAAGCACAGUGCAUCAGGCUCCCUUGACUCAGGCUACCAGUCGCUGCCUGUGCCUGGCGUGCAUGCUGAGCAGCAGCAGCGGGACGAGGAAGAUGCGCGAGCUCGAGAGCAGCAGCACAAGGAGCAGCAGGCGCUCCGAGCACAGCAACAGCGUGAACAGCAGAUGCGUGAACAGCAGUACCAACAGCAACAGUAUCAGCAGCAACAGUACCAGCAGCAACAGGCGCAGCAACAGCAGGUGCAGCAACGACAGGCCGCCCAGCAGGCACAGCAAGCCCAGGCUGCGGCUGCUGCCGCUGUUGCUGCCACUGCGUCCCAGACCCAGGCAGCCGGCGCUUCCCCGGCUUCUCCCGCUCCUGCUAGCAACCGACAUUCCGUUGUGGGCAAGAAGAAGCGGCCGCGAAUCGGGCUGGACGAUUUCAACUUCCUGGCGGUGCUCGGAAAGGGUAACUUUGGAAAGGUCAUGUUGGCGGAGUCCAAGAAGACGACCAACCUGUACGCCAUCAAGGUGCUCAAGAAGGACUUUAUCAUUGAGAACGACGAGGUGGAGAGCACAAGAUCCGAGCGACGGGUGUUCCAGAUCGCCAACCGAGAGUCGCACCCGUUCCUGCUCAAUCUGUACUCAUGUUUCCAGACGGAAAACCGAGUCUACUUUGUCAUGGACUACGUGUCGGGAGGAGAUCUCAUGUGGCACAUUCAGAAGGAGGGUGUGUUCAAGCCCGGCCGGGCCCAGUUCUACGCCGCAGAAGUGCUGCUUGGAAUCAAGCACUUCCACGACAAUGGAGUCAUUUACCGAGAUCUCAAGCUUGACAACAUUCUGCUCACCCGAGACGGACAUGUCAAGAUUGCCGAUUACGGUCUCUGUAAGGAAGACAUGGACUAUGGCCGAACCACAGGUACCUUCUGCGGUACUCCUGAGUUUAUGGCUCCGGAGAUUCUGCUGGAGCAGCGAUAUGGCCUCGCUGUCGACUGGUGGGCCUUUGGCGUGCUCAUCUACCAGAUGGUACUCGGACAGAGUCCCUUCCGAGGAGAAGACGAGGACGAAAUCUUCGACGCCAUUCUGGCCGAUGAGCCCCGAUACCCCAUCACUCUGCCCGGUAAUUGUGUGUCUAUUCUGACGCAGCUGCUGACGCGAGAGCCCGAACGACGUCUGGGAUCGGGUCCUCGAGACGCUGAGGAGAUUAUGGCGCACCCGUACUUUGCCAACGUCAACUUUGAUGAUAUUUAUCACAAGCGAAUCCCCCCGCCGUUUGUGCCCAAGAUCACGUCGCCCACAGACGUGACUAACUUUGACCAGGAGUUCACUUCCGAGACCCCGGCUCUGACUCCCGUCACCACCACCCUGACCUCCGCCAUGCAGGAUCAAUUCAGAAACUUCACUUGGAUGUGUGAUGAAGCUAUUUGA
Molecule: messenger RNA, 3759 nt
Organism: Yarrowia lipolytica CLIB122
Lineage: Eukaryota; Fungi; Ascomycota; Dipodascomycetes; Dipodascales
Biological process (GO): protein phosphorylation; fungal-type cell wall biogenesis; signal transduction
Cellular component (GO): nucleus; cytoplasm
Molecular function (GO): diacylglycerol-dependent serine/threonine kinase activity; ATP binding
Source: RefSeq, a predicted model, not a curated record